AUGACAUUUAUAUUAUCGGUGAAUGGGUCUCCUGGUAAAAAUGGACGGCACGGACGUAGUGCCGCAUUCUCUGGUGGAGGAAGAAACGGAAGAGAUGGAGAGAAUGCCACAGCCCCGACCGUUGGAACUGAUGCCGGAGAAAUCGAUUUAACCCUCGUCGAAAGAGACAAUGUACACGGCGCCUCAGCUGAAAUAUCAGGCACCUUCCGUAAGCCAGGUCUUCAUACUGACAAUUUUGAACGAACGUAUAUUUGCGCUACGGAUGAUUUGUUUAUUUUGUCAGCUUGCGGAGGAAGUGGUGGAAAGGGGGGCAUCGGAGGAGAUGGAGAGGAUGGCUCUCGCGGUAAACAUGGACAAAACGCGACUCGGUAUUCCGCUGCCACUAAUGGAGGAAGAGGAGGUGAUGGAGGGGAUGCAGGCGCAGGAACCAGCGGUGCCGAUGGUGGAAAUGGCGGCAACAUUACCUUGCGCAUGCUUGAUACUGAUGCCGGAUUGUUAAUGAUGUUUGUACAAAGUUGGACUCCAACUGUUUCCUACUCCUUGGAUGUCAGGGGAGGUUCAGGCGGCGAGGCCGGUCGGCAUGGGAUACCAGGUAGAGGAGGACCGGGUGGCUUUGGUGGCAGUGGUUACUCGUGGACCGAAACGACAUAUGAUCGCAACUCGGACGGAGAGCUUGUCGCUCGAUAUACUACUCACCAUAAACCGGGCGGUUAUGAUGGUCCUUCCGGCAGUGAUGGACGUAGGCCAACCCAUCUUCUUUAUGACGGGAGGCCAGGAACUGACGGUAAAUUUUGGUUUUUGAUUCAAGACAGUAUCACGAACAAAGUCACAAAAUACGGCGAGAUUUUUGAUAUACGUUUGCGCUAUGUCGUUGCUCAUUCCGUUACGGGGGUUUUUGAACCCGAAGCUCAAAUUUACAUUGAUACAUUGACAGUUAAUAAUAUAUCUAAGAUGCCCACGCCGAGACGUGAUAUCCGCGUCAAUGUUAAUGACAAUGUAUGGAUUGUUAACAAGAAGGAGAUGGACUAUACAGCGCUUCCACAAUUGAUUGCUCCAAAGACUUCUCGAGAAUGUGACUGUGAACAAUCGCUUUCAUUCUUUCUCAGAAAACAUACGGUGGAUCAGCCGGGACCACCCCUUCGAGCAACUGACUUGUUGCGGUUAACAGCGACGAUGACUGGAGUUGGAAAGAUAUUUCCAGCUUUCGAUAUGGAAGGUCGUGUCAUCAACAUUCAAUAUCCUAUCGAGUUUACGCAUAUUUCACACUUGAAUUCUAUGGUGGUUAGCCAAAAAACCAAAGUCAAAUGGGGCGUGAAGAACACAUCCAACGUUGAUUUUGGCGCCCUUGCUCCAAACGAACGUCGUAUUCGUGUCAGGCUGGACAAGAAGGCCGGCGAAGUUUCGCCUUCCGCCUUGCGAUUUGGCUUGAAAACUGGACAACAAGGGAUCGGUACCGUCCCUCCGGUGCAGACUCUUGAAAGAGAAUAUAUAUUUGAAAUUCCUUUGUUGAGAGCUGGCCAGACUUUGCAGUUGGAGGCUACUUUAGAGUUAAGUGAAGCGGAGAUAUUUGAGUAUGCGGAAUUUUGGUUAUAUCUGGAACUUGGACAGAUCAAGGCACCCUCUUUGCCAAACGUUGUUCAUAUUCAAUCUUUUAAUGUCAGAGUUUCCACGAUCUACCGCGGUUUUCCUGCAGGCUUUUAUCCGGACGUACUACUAGUGACAAACCAUAAAAUAGCGCGCGAUGAAUAUGUGGCUUGGGCUGACCUACUCAAGCAACAGCUCGGCCUCCGAUUCUUUGUAUGGGAUAUAUCGCAAAUGGGACAUUUCGGUUUUACGAGACCUAUACCAACUCUUUAUUCGAGCGAACCCACUACAUUAAUGAAGGAUCUUGCUGGCAAGACAAUGAUUAUAUUGGAUAACGAGUUUGAAUAUGGAGAUUAUGCUCGAACGGUUACGGCGCUAACUUUUGCGGUGAAGCGUGAAUGGCUGCAAGCAGUUCACGAAAAUGACAAUAAGCCAACAAAUAAUGAUGAAAACCUCUCUGAAAGUGGUGCACAAAUUCCCGAUACCUCAGACAAUAAUGAGAAACCGGUCACCGGUUCUGCGAAAUUGAUUGAUGAAGUUAUUGACGUGAAAAUCAAAGCAAAGAUUUUUCGCAAAAUGCAAACCAGAAUGACUGGAAAGGCCACGAAAGCUGGCAAUAAUUUAAAAAAGUUCCGCCCUCAUAUUCAACAUUUGGUAAUUUACAAAUGGCACAAGGCGAAAAAGCCUCUUUUUAAUAGUAAAAAGAACAGUGACGAGAAGACUGGCGGAUGUAUAACAGUCGUACCAAUACUGACGACUACCAAACAAGGGUAUGUUUCUGCUGCUUGGAAAGAGGGUCCCACAACAUUCAUUCUGACAACGCCAAAUUUAAGAGGUGUUAUUGCAGGCUUGGGAAUUGAUAUUCACUUUCGUAUUUUAGAAAGGAUUUUUGUUACAGGACCUGUCAGUGAAGACGACAAGGUCGAUGAUGUAGGCCUGUUCCUCGCGGGAGGUUUCCGAGUACUUGACGAAAAUGAGAAAAAGUUUGCAGAAUUUAUCAAGCAACAGAUCGUUUACGACAUUGCUGUCGAAUUGUCAACCAUGUGCGACGGGAUCAGUGCCAAUUCUUCUCUUGGGGACGAGCAGAUUCUAGAGAUGAUGGAAAACUUGCGCCGUUUAGUCUGGAAGACAGAGUCUUUGAGUGAAUCAACGGCGACGACGACUAGAGACGAGUCACUACCAACAAUACCCGAAGAGAGUUCAACGGAAUUUGAUCAAACGCACGACGAUGAAAGUAAUGGUUAUGCUAACGGAACAGUGGAAACACCUCAGAUUUACAGUGACCUGGUUAAUCAUAACGGGCCAACUACAACUGCACUUGGUGAUAUUAAUGAAGAAGAGGAAACAGUCUUUUACAUGUUCCCCGUCAAACAAGAAACACCUCUUGGUGGUUGGAUAAUGGAUGUACUGGCUCAGCUUUACGCCUUUAUCAAGUGUCUCCGGGCAGGAAUUCAGCAAUCGAUUUUGCCCAACAGGAGGACCGCAAAGGUGCAACAGCAAUCUAUGGAUCUCCUUCACCGUAUAGGAGACGCAACAAUCGUCGACUUUGCGGAUCCGAGAUCUUCAGCCGCGUUGGAAUCCUCGCGUCAACAGCAAGGAAUUAUAAUGAUAGCGAACGAAGAAUCUUCUGCACCACCGAAUAUCAGUAACGACAACCAGCAGGAUAUAGAGUUUGUAACUGAUACGUCGACUCCGGUUCAAAAUCAAUUCAAUGGAUUAUCAAUUCAUUCUUCGUCGCCAAUGUCUAUUGCAUCUGGUCUUUCGUUCGCAUCUGCCAUGACGAGUGCAACAAGAAUGUCUUCUUCCAGUUUCUAUAGCUGCGGCACAGCAGCUUCUCGUUCGCGUGUUCCAUUUAAACAAUUGGGCCCGGAGCGGCAAAAGACGAUCAAAUCGUUUAAAAGGGGAGCGAAAUUACAGCUUCGCAAAAUGAUUCAGAAUCAUUACAAACAGUGGAAGAAAGACGCGAAUUAUUUUCUCGGCGGCGUGUUUGACCCAUCGAAAAAGGCUUUACGUCGGAGUGCCAAGAAAGCAGUUUUCGGCCCUUUUGAAGUUUUGGUCGACAACACAUUGUAUGGAUCGAAAAAAAGUGACGGGCAGCAAAUAGGAGGAAUGCAGAACAUAAUUAUCUCGGGUCCGGAAUACUUGGAUUUACGAGCACUGGAGACACGCAAAAUGAAUGAUUUGGAAGAUAUGAUUUCCAACUUUUUCCACUUUCAAAGUGCUAUGAUUGAGGGACUCAUAUAA
Molecule: messenger RNA, 3828 nt
Organism: Paraglomus occultum
Lineage: Eukaryota; Fungi; Glomeromycota; Glomeromycetes; Paraglomerales; Paraglomeraceae
Source: the annotation of a GenBank genome assembly